AAUGUAUGCUGUUCAAUCAGUGUCCCAGGGCACAAGCUCAACUGACCAUCAAAAAUCUCAAUUUCUUUUUGCGGGAGCUUAUUUGGAAAGGCUUGAGUGUUACUACACUAAUGCCUAUUUUCUCCGCAGACCUAAAUCCUUUCCCGGCUUUUCCAUUCCACUUAAAUGGACCAUUUUAAAGACAUAGAUCUCCAGAAGAGGGGAAGACGCUGCCCUAAUCUAAACAGCGCCUUGUCGAUGGUGAGCGGAUGAGAUUAUGUCGGCAUGCCUCUCUUUUUCUUUCCACACGGUUUAGGAGCAAUGGGCCUUCAGACCCUGGCGCCUGCACUUGGCCACAGAUAGGCGACCAGGAGAGAGGUGUCCCGUUUCAGCAUGUUUGCCCUUUGGCACAAAGGGCUUUUUUCGGAAAUACUGACCUGAUGUCAAGGGAAAGCAUCAUCGUGGCCAAAUUUUGUUGCGGCAUAUUAUCUUAUCCAUGGAUUGCCGAGACAGGAAACGAAGAUAUGCCUAAUCUUAAAACCACCUUAGUGAUGAUGGGAAGAACUGUGAAGUCGUGGGACCAUUCAGCAGAGACAAGAAGAUGAUAAAAGCCAUUCGAGUUACCAGAUAAACUGCACCAAUUACUUAGGUGUGGCACCAAAUUAAGGAUUUUGCUGCAUAAACUUUUUAAUUAUACAAAAUUAAAAGGCUUUUGUACUGCCUUUUCAGUGUUAACUGCUUUCUUUUUGGAAAAUAAAAACAUGUAAUAAAAACGUCCUUACCUUUAACACCUUUAACAGUCUGUGGGGAGUCGAUGGUGUUAAUAUUAUUUCAUAAAUUAGGCCUAUAUGUCUUCCGGACACAGAGAGAAGGAGAGAGAGAGAGAGAGAGAGAGAGAGAGAGAGAGAGAGAGAGAGAGAGAGAGGCCGACUCUCUCUGUCCCUCCCCCGCUUCAGGACGUCACUGAAAGGGAGAGGACAGCAUCUUGGCUGACCCAGCUCUUUCUCUAGAUAACUGAAUUCAGCCAACCAAACAGGAUCGACCUCUCUCCUUCUCUCUCAGCCCUCCAGCCAUAGACACACAGCCAGAGGAGAGGGAUGUCACAGCUGAAAGAAAGCCAGUCUUCCUCGGUCUGCAUGAAAAACGAGCAGUGCGCGACCAGUCUUCACGUUUACGCACGGGGCAUUUACUUCUUUUACGUGCCGUCCGGAGACAAAUUGAUCCAAUUUUGGGCCUGUUGAUUAUUUGUCAUCUCUCUGUUUGUGGUAAUAAUGCUUCCCAGCCCGCUCAUAACUUCUUCCACCACGCCUUUUUCUGUGAAGGACAUUCUGAAGUUAGAGCUGCAGCAACAAUCUCAGGAGCACCAGCUCCAGUUUAUCUCUUGCUUCGAUCUCCCUGGCGCGCUGGCACAGCCGGGAGCUUUCCCAAAUAAACAGUCCCGCUCUCAAUCACCGCCCUCCUGCAUGUUGGCCGGUAGGGACAGCCCAAGUCCCAUUAGCUCUGGUCUCUCGGAGAGCGAAGAGAAGAUGUCGUACCUCAACACGCUGACUGUACAGGACCGGCUGGCGGAGUCCGGUCUGCCGGUGGAGACGUUCGGCAACCCGGCGCAGCACCACUCUGCAGACCUCCGGCUGGAGACCGAGCCGGAGGACCAAGAUAACAAGAGCUGCGGUGCGUUGCGGGGUGAGUGUGAGGAUCGAGACUCGGAGAAGCCCGCCACCAAGCAGCAGAGGACCAGGAGGAAACCCCGCGUCCUCUUCUCUCAGACUCAGGUGUUUGAGCUGGAGCGGCGCUUCAAGCAGCAGCGUUACCUGUCGGCCCCGGAGAGAGAGCACCUGGCCAGCUCCCUGAAACUCACCUCCACCCAGGUCAAGAUCUGGUUCCAGAACAGGAGAUACAAAUGCAAGAGGCAGCGGCAGGACAAAACUCUGGAGAUGGCAGGUCAUCACCAUCACCACCACCCACCACCGCCGCCUAGGAGGGUGGCUGUGCCGGUGCUGGUCCGGGACGGGAGGCCUUGUCUGACUGGAUCCCAGAACUAUAACACUUCUUACACAGUCGGAGCUCCAAACCCGUAUAGCUACAAUGGCUAUCCUGCCUACAGCUAUAACAACUCGGUGUAUACUAACACUUACUCUUGUACUUAUUCUAGUUUACCUGCUCUGCCGCCCAGCAACACCACCGCUAGUGCUUUUAUGAACAUGAAUUUGGGAAACCUUGGUGCACAGACGCAAAGCCAGGCUACCCAAGGACCAGUCGUCACGCCCUGCCAGGGAACUCUGCAGGGCAUCCGGGCAUGGUAGCAGCUGGGAGAAACUUCUCUGGGAUGACUAAAUGCACUCAAGCAUGUCAUCCUGUUCAGUUAAUGCAAUGAAAGCACACUUUAAAACUCUGUAACACAUUACAGAACGUAUAGGCCAUUUGACUGUAACUCAAGGCAGGCCUAUAAGGAAACGCUAACCCUCUGAGCCACAAUGUUUAAAACAUAUUAAACCUGCUGUUGGAUAUUUGAUCAUCUGAUUGAAUGUUGCCGAUGAGCAAAGACUGUGCGUAACGUGGCCUGUUGGGGUUCAAAAUGGAUGUAAUGUGCGACAAAAAUAAAGGGAACUUGUUUGGACAUUUUCAUACAAACAAAAGUUUCUAUUCUUAAUAUAGCCCAUAAUGAAUUCAUUAUUGGCCUAACAAGGUUCAUGCAAUUAGAUCCCCAAAUCCAUUGCAAGAAAGAAACAAUAUGGACCACAACUGCUAGGUAUUGCAAUCUUAUAAAGUAUUGUGUUUUAAAAAAAAAUCUUUUUAAAAGUAAAGCUAAGUGAGAGAGAUUGAACGGUAGCCUGUAUGACCUGAUUAAAACGCUUUUGUGUAAUAGGGCUGUUUUACGCUCAAGUUACAAUAACGAUGAAACGAAUCACUGAUGAUGAAAUUAAAUGAUAUCAAACAUAAUGACACAA
Molecule: messenger RNA, 2927 nt
Organism: Siniperca chuatsi (mandarin fish)
Lineage: Eukaryota; Metazoa; Chordata; Actinopteri; Centrarchiformes; Sinipercidae
Gene: nkx2.3
Product: NK2 homeobox 3
Exons: 4
Coding region: 1251-2282 (343 amino acids)
Biological process (GO): regulation of transcription by RNA polymerase II; cell differentiation
Cellular component (GO): nucleus
Molecular function (GO): RNA polymerase II cis-regulatory region sequence-specific DNA binding; DNA-binding transcription factor activity, RNA polymerase II-specific
Source: RefSeq, a predicted model, not a curated record